AUGUCUACCUCCCCCAUCGGCUUCACCACCAUGCCCAAGCUCCUCCCCGUGACGGGCUCCUUCGCCCUCCCCUUCACCGCCUACUUCACCCUCCUCUCGCUGCGCGUCGUCCGCCAGCGCCUCAGCAGCAAGAAGUAUCUCGGCGACUCCUCCGGCGCCGCCGGCGCCGCGGCCGACCCCUCCUCCGACGCGCUCUACGUCGCCUGCCGCGCCCACAGCAACUACGUCGAGGGCGUGCCCCUCGCGCUGCUGCUCGCCGCCCUCGCCGAGCUCAACGGCGCCAACCGCCGCGCGCUGACCGCCGCGCUGAGCGCCCUCUUCGUCUUCCGCGUCCUGCACAGCGAGGCCGGCAUGUUCCUCAAGGGCGCCAUGGGCGGCGGCCGCCCGCUGGGGUACUUUGGCGGCCUGGGCGUGACGGCCGGGCUCGCGGGCUAUGCUGCGUAUCUGGUCAAGGGGUACUGGGGCUUUUAA
Molecule: messenger RNA, 471 nt
Organism: Thyridium curvatum
Lineage: Eukaryota; Fungi; Ascomycota; Sordariomycetes; Thyridiales; Thyridiaceae
Exons: 2
Coding region: 1-471 (156 amino acids)
Cellular component (GO): membrane
Source: RefSeq, a predicted model, not a curated record